This is a messenger RNA of Paramacrobiotus metropolitanus, 730 nucleotides long. RefSeq lists its product as uncharacterized. The record is from RefSeq and is a predicted model, not a curated record. NCBI's taxonomy places the organism in Eukaryota, Metazoa, Tardigrada, Eutardigrada, Parachela, Macrobiotidae. The coding region runs from base 174 to 608 and encodes 144 amino acids. The transcript is spliced from 2 exons.
GCUCGCUUCCGCAGGAUAGAUUCCGUUUCUAUCUCUGCAUCUGGAUCACAGUUGGAUCUAGCAUUAGAGGUAUAUAACUGCGGUCUGCGGUGCAAGUGGAAUUCGCUAGCAGGGUUCAGUUUUGGAAAUUUUUUGCUUUGCACCACGAUAAACUUUUAUAAUAUUGUACAAAAAUGGCGAAGUUAUUGUUUGUGUACUUCCUCGUAGCGACAGCCGUGGUGUGCAUCAACGCCACCAAGGGCUCCGGAUCGGGCAACAAGGGUGGUCGACCCGGCAGCAGCAGCGGAGAUAAACCCAAAACCCUGACCAAGCUGUGCGCCGAUGAAGUUGCCAAGCAGAUGGUCCACGAAUUUGCCGAGAAGUACCAGGCAGCUGUCAAGGGCAUCCUCUAUCCCGAAGACAAGGCCCACGCCAGAGACAGGGUCGAUGCGGAAGUCAAGAAGAUUCUGGAUGAACACUAUCACAUUCCCCCCGGAGCGAUCCCAGAUCUGGUUAAGAGUAUCCGGGAACAGGCUGAAAAGCAGAAGAACCCCAAGAAACACAAACAUGUUACGGAUCCCAUCAUCGCCAAAGUCUUGGGCAUGCUUCCACGAUGCAUCACUAGCUAGACAUGAGUCCAACUGUUUGCUCUACGUUUGCUUUACUUUAGAGUUGUGUUUACACUUGCGGAUUUUCAAAGUUUUUUGGCCUUGUGUAUACUGUACUCUGUAUAUACCUGACAAGACUUGGA